AUGUCUUCUAUGAUGUAUGAUACCAAGGGCAAAGCAGGCAAUUGUGCAACACUACACUUCCUACAGAAUAUCCAGCAGUUUAUAGCCGAUCAGUCGAGCGACGUGUUCUCAUCCUUGAACUCUGAUGUCUCUAACCUAUCAUUGAUGGAGGAGUUGCCUCCGUUCGAGAGACACGACAUGGAGCCCCAUCUCCUCAGUGAUAUUGGGGAUAUCAAAGACUUGGUCGACGCUUACUUCACUUCCACUUGCGGCAUCAUUGAUAUCUUUGAUGUGCCCCAGUUCAUGACAGUUUUUAGAUACUGGAUAAACGGCCUCAUUCCCCCAAAAUCCGGGACAUCUGCGGUCAUCUACCUUGUCAUAGCCCUUGGGGCACAGGCACGGGAGUCAAGCUUGCUCGACAGUCGACGAGCACAGUCGUUCUAUCAUCAUGGACGGCUGAUAGCGCUCCAGGAACUAACCAAUGACCCAACAUUAGAGACGAUUCAGGUAUCUCUACUAAUAAGCAUGUAUAUGCUGGGAUGCAGUCGAAGGAACGGCGCGUACCUGAAUUUGGGGACUGCAGUUAGCGCUGCGAAAUCUCUGGGACUCCACAGAGAUGAGGCCAAUGCAGCAUUUAGCAAGGAGGAGCAGCAAGGAGGAGCAGCAAUUAAGGCAAAAUCAAAGACUUCAGGCCUCGGGCGGAGCGCAGCAGAUGGAAGAGACACAGACACCUCUCCCGAGAUCUACGAUGGCGCAAUCGCCUGCAUCGACUCAGCUAUCUACACGCUUCAGCUGCUCCGUGAACUCCUCGUCGCCGACAUGCUCUUCAAAAACAUGCCGCUCGCAAUUGCCUUGAUCUUCGUAGCAGGCCUUGUAGUCAGCUCCUCACACUUUGGCGGCAUUGGCCCGGAGAAAGAAAUUGAGCAGGCCAUCCGGAACACGGACGAAUUACUGCACUGCUUUGCGGCGAACAGCCCGCAGGCAGCACGAUACCAUCUUAUUGUGAAGAGGCUGUUCAAGGCCGCCGCCGACAAUCAGACAAAGCUUAAGCAGAGCGCCCGGCUCUCACGGACGACGGUGGUGUCGCGGUUGUUCCGACUGAGUCCCAGGGAGGCGACGGAUGACGCAACAGACGAGGCCGCUGUGAAGGAGGCGGAGGACGGGGCAGCGCUGUAUCAGAAUCUGUGGUCCUCGCCGGAGAACGAACUCUCUACGUACCUGCCUGCAUAUCAGGAGUCCGCGACGCCGAGGGCAUCUAAUUCGGCUGCCGCUACGACUACAGACGAGGCCAGUGGUCGGUUUACUGGAUCUACUGGGGGGCCAUCGCAGGGCGGCGAGUCUCCUGGCGGGCUAUACAUUCCUGAAUUCGUCGCGCACCCGCCGGGACCUGUGGUUCACCAGCAAGAGGAUGUCGAGGCGCGUAUGGCGAACUUUGAUCAUCUGUUCUCCGGGCCCAUUGACUUCGGGCCCAUGCUGGAGCAGGACACUCCGAUGCUUGGGGGAAACGGAAACGGGAAUGGGAACGGGAACGAUAUUCUUGAUUUCUCAUGGAGUUUGAUGGGGUUGACCGAUUAG
Molecule: messenger RNA, 1554 nt
Organism: Venustampulla echinocandica
Lineage: Eukaryota; Fungi; Ascomycota; Leotiomycetes; Helotiales; Pleuroascaceae
Exons: 5
Coding region: 1-1554 (517 amino acids)
Biological process (GO): positive regulation of transcription from RNA polymerase II promoter by galactose; DNA-templated transcription
Cellular component (GO): nucleus
Molecular function (GO): zinc ion binding; RNA polymerase II cis-regulatory region sequence-specific DNA binding; DNA-binding transcription factor activity, RNA polymerase II-specific
Source: RefSeq, a predicted model, not a curated record